This is a messenger RNA of Mugil cephalus (flathead mullet), 6279 nucleotides long. Its product is annotated as unconventional myosin-Vb. Gene Ontology annotation, cellular component: cytoplasm; actin cytoskeleton; myosin complex. The coding region runs from base 148 to 5127 and encodes 1659 amino acids. The record is from RefSeq and is a predicted model, not a curated record. Gene Ontology annotation, biological process: actin filament organization; vesicle transport along actin filament. Gene Ontology annotation, molecular function: microfilament motor activity; ATP binding; actin filament binding. NCBI's taxonomy places the organism in Eukaryota, Metazoa, Chordata, Actinopteri, Mugiliformes, Mugilidae. The transcript has 35 exons.
AGUCUGGACAAAGUGCAAAAUACUGUCACCUGGACAGGAAAAAAAAGCUGCAGAGAAACGGAGGAUACCGGCUGUUCUUCACAGGACAGAUGUUACAUUAUCUGAUGUUUUCAACUAUGCUUCCUCACAUACUUUAAAGGAUUAAAGAUGGCGACACUGGACUUAUACAGCAAGGGAGCGUGUGUGUGGGUUCCUGACCCAGAUGCAGUGUGGCUUUCGGCCCAGCUCCUCAACGACUACAAGCCAGGGGAGAAGCAACUGCUGCUACAGCUCUCUAAUGGAGAUAAAGUCCAGUACCCGGUUGGCUCUCCCUCAGAUCUCCCACCCCUGGGAAACCCCGACAUCCUCGAGGGUGAGAAUGACCUCACGGCCCUCAGCUUUCUUCACGAACCCGCCGUGCUGCACAACCUGCGGGUUCGAUUCCUGGACUACAACAGCAUUUACACGUACUGCGGUAUUGUGUUGGUGGCCAUCAAUCCUUAUGACCAGCUCCCCAUUUAUGGGGAGGAGGUGAUAGACGCUUACAGCGGUCAGGACAUGACCGACAUGGAACCUCACAUCUUCUCUGUGGCUGAGGAAGCCUACCGCACCAUGACCAGGGAGGAGAAGAACCAGUCUAUCAUCAUCAGUGGGGAGUCUGGCUCGGGGAAAACCGUCUCAGCCAAGUUCACCAUGCGAUACUUCGCCGUGGUCGGAGGAGCGGCGCAGCAGACCAGCGUGGAGGAGAGGGUUCUGGCUUCUAACCCUAUCAUGGAGUCCAUCGGUAAUGCUAAAACCACUCGAAACGACAACAGUAGCCGCUUCGGGAAGUACAUCGAGAUUGGCUUUGGCAGAAAGGGUGACAUCAUCAGGGCAAACAUGAGGACGUACCUGCUGGAGAAGUCAAGGGUCGUCUUCCAGGCGCCAUCGGAGAGAAACUACCACAUCUUCUAUCAGCUGUGUGCCUCCAGAGAGCUGCCCGAGAUGAGGCCCCUCAAACUGGGUGCACCUGAGCAUUUCCGCUACACUAACCAGGGAGGAGAGAUGCAGAUACCCGGCACUGAUGAUUUAUCAGACCUGGAGCGCACACGCAACGCUUUCACCAUCCUGGGUGUGCAGCCUGACCAGCAGAUGGAGCUCUUCAGGAUCCUGUCGGCUGUUCUACACCUGGGGAACAUCAACAUCCAAGCCAGUGGGAGAAGUUCUGACCGGAGUUUUAUUGAGGCAGAGGACCGCUCCCUGGCUGUCUUCGCCAUGCUGUUAGGGGUUGAGGGAUCUCAGAUGGCUCACUGGCUGUGCCAUCGUAGGCUGACCGUAGGAGGAGAGAUGCUCAUUAAGCCCAUGACUGCUCAGCAGACGUUAGAAGCCAGAGAUGCUCUGGCUAAACACAUCUACGGUCAGCUGUUCACGUGGACUGUCCAGAGGCUCAACUCAGCCCUGCGCACACAGUCGAGACACACCAAGUCCUUCAUCGGGGUGUUAGAUAUCUAUGGGUUUGAGACCUUUGAACGGAACAGUUUUGAGCAGUUCUGCAUAAACUACGCAAAUGAGAAACUACAGCAGCAGUUCAACAGGCAUGUGUUCCACUUGGAGCAGGAGGAGUACGUUCGGGAGGAGCUGGCCUGGAACAGGAUUGAGUUCAGUGACAACCAGCAGUGCAUCAACCUCAUAGAGGGACAACUGGGCAUGUUGGACCUGUUAGAUGAGGAGUGCCGGAUGCCUAAAGGUUCAGAUGAAAGCUGGGUGCGGAAGCUAUACGACCAGCACCUGACCUCCAAACCCCACCCUCACUUCAGGAAACCUCGCAUAUCCAACAGCGCCUUCAUCAUUCUGCACUUUGCCGACACAGUUCAGUAUGAGUGCGAUGGAUUUUUAGACAAGAAUCGAGACACGGUCUUUGAGGAGCUCAUUAACAUUCUCAAAGCAAGUCAGUCUGAGCUGGUGGCUGAGUUGUUCCAGCAGCAGGCAAAUGCAUCUUCUGUAGCCAAUGGAAGCGUUCGCUCCGGGAAAAGAGCCACCAGAGAGCACAGGCUGACUGUAGGCUUCCAGUUCCGUCAGUCCUUGCAGAUGUUGAUGGACACACUCAACAGCACCACCCCCCACUACGUCCGCUGUAUUAAACCCAACGAUCUCAAAGAGGCUUUUAUGUUUGACCCAAAGAGGACAGUCCAGCAGUUGAGAGCCUGUGGCGUGUUGGAGACUAUACGAAUCAGCGCCGCAGGCUAUCCAUCCAGGUGGACGUAUGAGGAGUUCUUCAGCAGGUAUCACGUUCUGCUGCGAGGGCCUCAGAGCCUGGAGCAGGCCCAGGCCUCCUGCAGACAGGCCCUGCCUCAGCUCAUCACGGACCCGGACCAGUACUGCUUCGGAAAGACCAAAGUUUUUUUCCGUGCCGGCCAGGUGGCUCUUCUGGAGAGGCUGAGGGCCGAGAGGCUGCGUGGGGCCGCUGUGACCAUCCAGAGUCGGGUCAGGGGAUGGCUGGCACGGAUCAGGUACAGGAGGAUCCUCUGGGCAGCCGUCACCAUACAGAGAUACAGCAGAGGAGCUCUGGCCAGACGACUGGCUAUGACUCUGCGCUUCACUAAGGUGGCCUUAGUGAUCCAGAAGACCUACCGUAUGGUGGUAGUCAGGCGGUUGUUCCUCAUGAUCCGACAGGCCACCAUCACCAUCCAAGCCUUCACCAGGGGCACACAGGCCCGUCACAGAUACAGACUGUUGGUGGCAGAGAGGGCCGCUGUGUUGAUCCAGGCGAGAGUGCGCGGGUGGUUGGCGAGGAAGGCGUACGGGCGAGUGCGCGCGGCCGUUGUGUUCAUGCAGUGCUGCGCGCGCCGCAGGGCUGCCAGGAGAGAGCUGCUGAAGCUGAAGACCGAGGCCCGCUCGGUGGAGAAGUACCGAGAGCUCAACAAGGGCAUGGAAGUCAAACUGAUGCAGCUGCAGUUGAGGGCAGACCAGGAGGCAAGGGAGAGCUCCGCUCUGAGAGAGACUCUGAAAGCGGAGCGCGAAGCCUCGAGUGCCGAGGUGGAGGCUCUGAAGGCGAUGAUACAGAAACUAGAGAGCCAGAAGCAGGAACAACAGCCUCUCCCAGUUAUCAGUGAGAAGGAGGUGGAGGAGAGGAGGAAAGCUGAGGAGAGAGCUGCCCAGGAGAUCCUCAAGCUCACGCAAGAGCUACAAGCACUGCAGAAGGAGAAGGAGAGUUUUGUCAAAGAGAGAGAAGAGCUCUCUGCUUCCUUGCUUGAACGAGAAAAAACACAAGAAGAGAGUGUGAAUCAGGCCGUGUCUCAGGCGAGUGCAGCUCUUCGGGCUGAGCUGGAUGAGGAGAGGAGAAAGUAUCAGGGCCUGCUGAGAGAGUACGCCCGACUGGAGCAGAGAUACGACAACCUCAAGGAGAUGACUCUGCUCACGGAGCGAAUGAAGGGCCACAGGAGGGCCGACUCCGCCCAGAGCCUGAGCUUUGAGCCUGCCUCUCCUUCCUCUGCUCCGCUGUCGCCCCUGUCCCUCACCCCGCUCUCCCUGUCACCCUUCCCAUCUGCCUACCCUUCGCCGGAGGUGAGCCGCAGGGUCAGCGUGACAUCUCCCUGUCUGGAGAGGAAACUAUCAGCGUGGGGCUCUGAAACUCCACUGGACCAACUGAUGGAGAAGAUGGACGUGGCCAAAGAUCCGGCCGUGAAGCUGAAAGGAGAAGACCUGGCACAUGCCUACGAUGCAGUACGAGUCGCAAACAAGUUUCUGGAGAGCCAGCUACGUGGCCAGCGCAGCCAGUGGGAACAGGAACUGGAGGCUCUGAGGCGUCAGCUCAGUCAAGCAGUCUCUGGUUCUUCCUCUGAUGCACAGAGACAGGACCUACAGGAGCUGCUGGAGGCCAGAGAGCAUGAGUGUCUGAGGCUGAGGAGGGAAGUGAAGGAGCUUAGGAGCACGGUCACACUCAGGCGGCUCCUGUCGCAAGCUUUCCCACCAGCUUUGAACACAGAGGGCUUCUCUUUGUCGCAGCCGAAGCCAGCGGCAGUCACUGGUUUACUGGAAUGUAGGAAGAGGGACGAAACCAAACUCAUUAAGAACCUCAUCACAGACGUCCGCGUUGACAGCGCCCUGUCUCUGCCUCCUGGCCUGGCUGCCAACGUGCUCUUCCUGUGCGUUCGCCAGGCCGACUGCAGCGGAGAUCAGGCCCGCGCUCGCUCGCUCUGCAGCGCCGGUGUCACGGCCAUGAAGGCAGCUCUGAAGAAAUAUAUCAGUGAUAUAGAUAUGACGGCUCUGUGGCUGAAAAACAUCUGUCUGUUGCAUGACCUGUUGAUGCAGCACUCACAAAAACAGGCCCUAGACUCAGAUGAACUGGUUCCACUGUCUGCUGACCUGAGCGACCUGAUCCGCUCCCUCAGUGACCUCUGUAUCCAGGCCUAUCAGCAGCUCCUCAGCAUCACUGAGACACGUCUGCAAAACAUUAUAGUCCCCGCCCUGCUGGAGAGUGAGACCAUCCCGGGUCUGUCCAGCUCUGUGAUGAAGCUGUCCAGGAAGAGAGCGGGCUCAGACCCCAGGGUCGUGGGAAGCGACGCCCCCACCAUGGCGUCCGUGCUGAGGGAGCUCGGAGGCCUCCAUGCCGCCAUGACGCAUCAAGCUCUGCCCCGGACUCUGAUGGAGCAGGCCUUCCACCAGCUCACCUACCUCACCUGUGCCUCUGCUUUCAACAGCCUGAUGCUGAGGAAAGACAUGUGCAGCUGGAGUCGUGGCAUGCAAAUACGAUACAAUUUGAGCCUCCUGGAGGAGUGGCUGCGGAGCCGAGGCCUACAUGCAGGGGGCGCCGUCGCCACACUGGAGCCCCUCAUCCAGGCGGUUCAGCUGCUGCAGGUGGGGAAAAAAACUGAGGCCGACGCACAAGCCAUUGUCCAGACCUGCACUUCCCUCUCCAGCCAGCAGAUUGUGAAGAUUCUGACCCUCUACACUCCCCACAGUGAUCUUGAUGAAAGAGUCACAGUGAAGUUCAUCCGUACUGUCCAGGGUUUCCUGAAAGGCCGCUCUGAAAGCCAGCCUCCACACCUCCUGAUGGAAGUGAGGAGAGUGUUCCCUGUCACAUUCCCCUACUUGCCUCCACCCGUCUUCAACGCUGAGCAGUUAGUCAUCCCAGACACCCUCAAGAUCUCCUUUCUACGCAGAGCCUAAAGAGACAGCAUGCACAUUCACCAGGAGUCCAGCGAAUUCAGCUAAAUCUAGUCCUUUAAGAUUUCUAUGACUUCCAGUGUCACGAACGUCAUUAGUGGGUGAUCCGUAUACUGUAAAAUGCAGCGGUGGAAAAUGACUGCGUUUACAUUUACUCAUGCAAAUUACUUUUUGAGGUCGGGGAGACGUGGCCAAUUUAAAUACAUUGAAUUCCUCAAAGCACACGCAUGCUCACUGGGAUUGUCUCUCAGCUCGUGGAAAAUCACCUCAUCCUGGAGGAGGUUUUUAACUCUAGAAGUUACUUCUAUAUUUUCCCUGCUGCUUUCUGAAGUUUAGGAGACUAUGAGUAGAACAAUAUUUCCCUCCAUAGUCUCUACUCCAUUGCUUGAUUAGCAUUUUUACUUAAGCAAAGGAUCUGAGUGGCUAACUGGGGCGAACGCUGACGUAGCACAAUAUAUAUGUUUUCUAUUCUGAAGUAGGUAAUGGAAUUAAACUGCGACUCUCUCUCUCUCUCUGUGCAGUUUAACAAACAGUGAACGACAUGAAGCUUGUUUUUCUUUUUCAUAGUUUAUUGGAAGCAGAAACACAAUAAGACUGCAGUCCUGAGAACCUCAGCCCCCAAUAAGAACAACCAUAAUAAUAAUUAUAAUAAUAAAAAAAAAAAAUUAGAAACAUCUCGUGUAUAAAAAAAUUCUCAUGCGAGUACUUUGUACCACUACACAUCAUCAGUAAUACAUAUUUAUAUAUUCACAACCAUUUGAAAAAUAGAAAACAAUAAUGAAAUAUCAAAAUAAAGGAGACGACAAUUGGCAGUUAACAUCAAAUAAUUAUGCGUGCUGGCACAAUACAGUUUUUUCUUUUUGUUUUAUUGUUCCUAUCAUGCACCAUUUCUGGAAGUACAGGCCCGGCAUCGUCUGGGUGGCCUGGUUGGCGAGACAGAACAGGACAGAUCAUGCAUGUCUGUCCGCCUCCCGUCUGUGUGCUUAUCGUUGUGCUUCGUCUACCUUCGUCCUUAACCUCUGUGUGCGUUCCUGUCUCACGUGCCAACCUGAUAGCCCAACACACAAACUGAGCCUGUGAAGGAGGAAGUGUUUCCUUGACUAAAGUUAUCAUUGUCAACAGCAAUAAAUAAAGUUUUCGUGGCAGUUCCAGUGA